Molecule: messenger RNA, 1034 nt
Organism: Saprolegnia diclina VS20
Lineage: Eukaryota; Oomycota; Saprolegniomycetes; Saprolegniales; Saprolegniaceae
Product: Fe/S biogenesis protein NfuA
Exons: 5
Coding region: 19-828 (269 amino acids)
Biological process (GO): iron-sulfur cluster assembly
Cellular component (GO): mitochondrion
Molecular function (GO): iron ion binding; iron-sulfur cluster binding
Source: RefSeq, a predicted model, not a curated record
CGUUUGCUGUGGACGUCCAUGAGCCGCGCUGUCCGUCGCCUUGUCUCGCUCUCGCAGCGCGCUGCAAUUGCUGCGCGCGCGCCCACCCACGGCGCCAUGGCCAUGAGCUUCCACUCGAUGCGACCGAUCGUAAAGCCGCGCAUGACUGCUGUCUUUGCCGUGCCCUCGCGCUCGAUGUUUAUCCAGACGGAGAACACGCCCAACCCGCACAGCAUCAAGUUUCUUCCGGGUCGCGCCGUGCUUGACGAGCGCUUCACGACGGGUGUUGACUUUACGCCCAAGUCGCCCGAAGUGCGCCAGUCGUUGCUCGCGAAGGAGCUCUUCACGAUCCACGGCGUCACGCGCGUCUUCUUUGGCAAGGACUUCAUCUCGGUGACGAAGACCGAAGAUGAAGACUGGGAUCUCUUGCGCGGCCAAAUUUUCGCGACCAUCAUGGACUUUUACGCGACGGGCAAGCCCAUCAUGUCGGACAAGCCGGUCAUUACGGACACGACAAUCUUGGACGACGACGACGAAGUCGUUGCCAUGAUCAAGGAGCUCCUUGAGACCCGCAUUCGCCCGGCCGUCCAGGACGACGGUGGUGAUAUUUUUUACAAGGGCUUUGACGAAGAGACGGGGAUCGUCAGUGUCCAGCUUGCGGGCUCGUGCGCGGGCUGCCCGAGCUCGUCUGUGACGCUCAAGAAUGGUGUCGAAAACAUGCUUAUGCACUACAUCCCGGAAGUGCAAGGUAUCCUCGAAGUCGUGGAUGAAGAGCUCAACGAAAUCAACGAGAAGGAGUUCCAAUCGUUGGAGGCGCGGCUGCGUGCGGCUGGUAUUCCGUCGAUCUAAGCUGCGGCCAAACAAUUGUAAUACGACAUUGUUACGAUGCCAGCUGCACCGGCACGUGAUCAUGCACGAGAUCCCGAUGCCGAGUUUGCUCAGGGGUCAAGCAAGGGUGAUCUCAAUUCGCUUUGGGCCCUGCAUCUCUGAACGCAAGCUCAGUAUGGUUGUUGCGUUAUAGUUGAGCGUCACUGCAGAACCGUGUGUGUCCUUUG